CAGCAUCAUGAAGAAGCAGCAUCUGGCCGAGUGCUUUCAGCCAGAUAUGAUCACUGGCCAAAUCUGUGCAUCCAAGAGGAGAUCGAUGCAGUUAUAUUGAUGAAGAGUUUCGACCCCUCUUUCGUGAUUAGAAACAACGUUCUAUUAAAGGAAGAUCAAGCCCUUCUUUUGUUGUCUGUGGCCAUGGGUCUUCAUGGUGUAGUCAUUUUAAAGUUGGCUUUGGAUCACGUCCCUCCCACUUUAAGCAAGACAAUGCGAAGAUCAAGUGUUCUGAUUUGGUUUUCAUUCAUCUCAGACAUGACAUCCAAGAUGGGUUUUCCAUCGUCGCCAGCUGAAGUGAAAUCCUCCUUUGAGUUCUUGGAACAAUAUUGCCCUAAGUUUCUAUCCUCCUCCAUUGCUCUAGAAGACAUUUUAUGGUCUCUUACUGGAGAUAACUGUUGUCAUUUCAACAAGUUCAUCAUUACCCAAGAGGAAUCGUGUUUGAAAUGUGAAUAGCGCCUUCAAAUGCACAGCAGCCCCACGAAAGUAAUUGUUCAUGGUUCAACAGGCCCUUUGCCUGCCAGUAAGUUAGCUCUUGAGUGCAAAGAGUGUAAAACUACAUAUGGCAUUGGGCACUUCACUGACCAAAGUGGAGCACAUAUUUAUCCAAAAGGUAUUCAUUCACCUUUCACUGAGGCAAGCAACGUGUCCUAUAUGGAUCAUAAUUUCUACAAGUGGAAACCGAGCCUUGGGUGAGUGUUGUUCCAUUCAAGAUAUAUGUUCCCCUAAACUUGAGUAACCAGUUUCAUGUACUUGAUUGAUAAGAUUAUUUGAGGAAAAAAUUAAAAUCCUUUGAUCUUAUCUUUUUUCAGAGAAACCACUGCUGGGUCUCAUUCAGUGGGUUCUUGGAGGCAUAUAAAGAGGCUUUUUCAGCAGAGGUACAAAAGUUUACUGACUGCCUAUCAGGUGGGAAAUGGAGUUUACUUUUUUGUACAGGAUAUUGCAUGCAGCAGCACGCAAUAUAUGCAAAGGUUGGCAAAGCAGGGGUUUCCAAUAACACAUUAUGCUGA
Pocillopora meandrina is the source of this 1049-nucleotide messenger RNA. The record is from the annotation of a GenBank genome assembly. NCBI's taxonomy places the organism in Eukaryota, Metazoa, Cnidaria, Anthozoa, Scleractinia, Pocilloporidae.